Messenger RNA from Hemiscyllium ocellatum (epaulette shark), 954 nucleotides. It is a transcript of the gene ppp1r14d, whose product is annotated as protein phosphatase 1 regulatory inhibitor subunit 14D. Bases 317 to 682 code for a protein of 121 amino acids. Gene Ontology annotation, biological process: regulation of phosphorylation. The record is from RefSeq and is a predicted model, not a curated record. Gene Ontology annotation, molecular function: protein serine/threonine phosphatase inhibitor activity. Gene Ontology annotation, cellular component: cytoplasm. Lineage: Eukaryota; Metazoa; Chordata; Chondrichthyes; Orectolobiformes; Hemiscylliidae. The transcript is spliced from 4 exons.
AAUCGUCGAUUGGCUUGUUUUAAUCUGCGGUUUUAUCAACGCAAUAAAACAAAAUCGUUGGAUGUAAUAGCAGUUCACGUUAACAAGAGUGGGGCAUUGUUUUCUCCACUCCCUCAGGAUAUUGUAUGUCCAGACUGUGCUGGUGUCUCCCAUCUGCCAGUGAAGAGGAGAAGGAGGGAGGGGAAGAGGAGAAGGAGGAGGAACAACUGAAUGACGGCUUCACUCCUCUCCAUCUCACAUGUGAGCUUGGGACGGCAGCAGCUGAAGGCACUCGGGCUGGUUUAUUACAGCGAUCAGGCAAGUCAGGUCAGUCCCCAUGAUGGCGGAGCCCAGCACACAGUCCCGUGUCUACUUUCAGUCCCCGGGCAAGGAAGAGGAGGCUCAGUCACAGCGGAAACUGGGCAAGUUCACGGUCCGGUACGACAGGAAGGACCUGCAGCGGAGACUGGACAUCGAGGAGUGGCUGGACUUCCAGCUCCAUCAGUUGUAUGGCUGUGAGGAGGAAGAAAUCCCGGAUCUGGAGAUCGACAUCGAUGAACUGUUAGAAAUCUCAGAUGAAGACCAGCGUUCAAAACUCCAGGAGAUGCUGCAUGAAUGUUGUAAACCCACAGAUGAUUUUAUUAACGAACUGCUACUUAGAAUAAAAGGUCUUCGGAAAAUGUCAGUCUCUCAGAAGAAGUGACGCGGGCUUCUGCUAUCAAUGGAACAGAGUCACCAAGACGAAACGGAGUGUGUGGUCAGACCAGCCUUGCCCUGACCUAUUUAUGAAAUAACACCCUUGUUUUGGUCAAAAAAAGGGAUCAACUGUGGGACUGAAAUAUGUGAAGCAUGUCAGACUGUGGAUCAAGUUCACGGAUUUAUAACCAGAAAAUAGAGAAUGAGCAGGAUAUGUUUGUGGCUAUUUAUGGGUCAUUUUUGUUAAAAAUGUUAAUAAAAGAUGAUGUGUACGUGUAA